Exophiala dermatitidis NIH/UT8656 is the source of this 3417-nucleotide messenger RNA. RefSeq lists its product as uncharacterized. Lineage: Eukaryota; Fungi; Ascomycota; Eurotiomycetes; Chaetothyriales; Herpotrichiellaceae. Gene Ontology annotation, cellular component: nuclear pore. The record is from RefSeq and is a predicted model, not a curated record. The transcript is spliced from 3 exons. Gene Ontology annotation, molecular function: structural constituent of nuclear pore. Gene Ontology annotation, biological process: ribosomal small subunit export from nucleus; mRNA export from nucleus; protein import into nucleus. The coding region runs from base 147 to 2993 and encodes 948 amino acids.
GUCUUUGCGAACGCGGGUUGAAGUUGUCUCCAACAACUUCAACUUACGACCUAACAACUACAUGUACACACCUUGGUCCAACCCACCUUCUUCAUUUAGCUGUCCCUCACUCUCCCCCUACAGACGAAGGCUAGGGUUUUUCCAAGAUGCCCAAAGUCAUCGGUCAUACUCCUCCCUGGCUCUCUCGUCCGUCGCCCGGCGCCAAAAUAUUCUCGGAUCCUGCUCCUCAAUCGCCCGCGUCUCCCUCAAAACGUUCGUCGUAUCUAAGUUCCCCGUCCUCAACCCACUAUCAAGGCCGCAGGAGGCUUGUAGCAAGCCGGGGAACAGAACUAUUUACCGUUGUGGGCAAUAAAAUCCGAUGGGCAGAUCUGGCGACCGUCCGGGAUGAGUGGGAAGAAAAUGCUCAGUCGGGAAGCAAUCGCUUUGGUCGUUCAAGAAUUGGAGGGACUGAAACCACGGAAGAAAGCAUCUACAGGACUCUUGAUGUUUCCAUCUACUAUCAAAUCCGCCAAAUCGCCGUAUCCCCUUCAGGCGUGUUCCUAGCCAUUUCAACCGAACAUACUGUCCACAUCGCAGUCCUACCCCCUUCGUCAAGGCUGAGAGAACACGAUCGCACACCUCUGAAACUCAAGACAUACCAGCUUGGACCGACUAUUCAUGUCAUCCCAGAAUCGCCGUUGUCUGCCGUGCUGUGGCACCCAUUGGCGGCUGCUGGCAUUUCGACCGACUCAAUCGUAACAGUCACUGCAGAAGCCGCUGUGCGUGUCUGGGAAUUGGACCGGGCCAACAAAUGGUCGUUCGAACGGCCAUCUCUUGCCAUUGAUCUACGCAAGCUGGCGGACGGUGUAUCAUGCGACCAGGACUUUGAGCCGUCGGGCUUUGGGAAAGCUCGUGGGUUUUCGGUGGAUGAGGUCGACAUGGAGGUUUCCGCUGCUUGCUUUGGCGGUCGUGGUCGCGACGACGAAGAUGCGUGGGCGAGCAUGACCCUAUGGGUAGCAAUGAGAAAUGGCGACAUAUACGCUCUAUGCCCAUUGUUGCCAUCCAAAUGGAAACCCACAUCAACAACUAUUCCGUCCUUAUCUACGACUGUAGUAUCCCGUAUGGCGUCAAUCGCGGGCGAAGAAGCAGAUAUGGACGAGCGUCGAGCAGUCGAUCAGCAAUAUGAGUGGGUACAGGAGAUCGACAAUGAAGAACCGCUUCUUAUGGAUUCGACGGAAAGUCUUGGAGAGUUUGAGGUCCGGCUGAGGCCACAAAAUCCAAGUGCUAUUCCACGACUUCAGGGUCCCUUUGCCAUCCAGCCUGAGGAUGAUGAACAGGACAUUGAGAUCUCGGAUAUCCUUGUUUUCCCAGCAAGACUAGACGGAGAUGAGCUACUCGGAGAAGACGAGUAUGAAGAUUUCGACCUGGGCGCAUACUCAGCCGUUCCUUUCACAACGCUGUGUGUGGCAACUCCUCAAGAUGAGAUGUGGGUUGCAAUCGAUCUUGACGGAGUUUCUGGUCAGUGGCUUCCUAGAAGAGGCAGAAGCGCUUUCAGUUUGCCGUCUUCUGAUGCGAAAGAACUGACACUGAUUGACACUUUCGCCUUUGAUGAUUCCAACAUGGACCCGGCAUCAAAUUGGCCAAUGUUCGCGGUUGAUCUGGUCCACGACCAUACCGCUUUCUUGACUACCUCCAGGCAGAUCUACUCUAUAUCGCUAAAUGAAUGGGUAACCCGAUUAGCCGCCGAACUCACAGGAACGGAGCCUGUGGACGCUCGUCUUAGGACACGUCUGGAGACUAGUUGUCAAGAUCAGGUGUGUGUCGUGAACAAGAUCAUCGACCUCCCGGAGACAAGCGAAGUACUUUCUGCACCUACUGUCAUAAACGAAGUGUCGCUAGGUUAUUUUCUCAUAGCGCCGACUCCUUCCACGGCGUAUGCAGUCUUCUUCGACCAGGUGCAUCUCCGGUCUUCUUUCAUCGAACCAUCGUCCCCUGAACUCACCGCCACCUCUCCGAGUCGUCUGAACUCCCAAGUGGCAAGAACAAACGGAGGAGAGGAUCAUGACGACCUGGAAACUUUGCCCACCAGGUCUCCCUAUGUCCCAGCAAAGAUAUUCUAUGCGAACCACCUCCAACCUUUGGAGCAGAUACGUCAAAGGCUCCCACCUAAUCUGAAGAGAGCCAUGCUCGAGAGGCCAAUGCGUCUGAGUCCAGCAAUGUUGGAGAUCAUGACCUAUGCCCAUCGGACCAUCGGUGCACAAUCCGCGGAGUUGGAGAAGGCAGCAGCAGAAUUGUUCCGCCGCUGCGACCGGCUCAGAGAGGAACUCGGCGACCAAGUUCGACAAAUGAGCGAACUGGCACAACGCCUGCAGACUCUCCGACCGACCGCAGAAGGCGACGAAGAAGACCAGGACGGACAACCCAAGGAAGCAAAGACACCAGACGCCAGACUGCAGCAGGCCAAGGAGAGGCAGGCCAACCUGAUGGCACGGUAUGAGGCGUUGAGAAGAAAAGUGGGACGUUUGGGAUCUACCCACAGAGAUCUGACGCCGAAAGAGAAAGCAUGGAUGGAGGAAAUCAGUUCUCUGGCAAAGAAUGUUGGGGUCGACGUUGAUGAUAAAGACGCCAAAUCCGCCACAGACGACGUCAAUUCUCGGUUGCACAAAAGAUUUGAAACGGUCAAACACCUCUCCCAAGAACUGCUAGAAGAGAGCAAGCAGCUCGAGAAGCAACAACAGGGAUCACAACAGCAGCAGCAACAACAAUCCCUGGGCGCUGCUCCCGACAGAGGCGACUCGGCCAUGACCUCUUCUCUGUCGGCAUCCGCGAUGUCCAUGGCUGGGUCAAGAUCUGUCCUCUCGACUAGCUCAUCCUCUGCUCUUACACAACCAUUUGGGGUCUCCAGCAGGCUGCAAAAAGAACGAAUCGCCGAAGUUAUGAAAAUGGUGGAGCGCGAGGGCGCCAUCAUCGAAGGCGUCAUGGAACGCCUGCAGCGUCUCAAGGCCGAGUAUUAGAUGUACUUGUUGGCCGUCGCCUUCGAAUGCAAACCUCCCUUGCUGAUAGUAACGAUGGGCUGAAGCGGAAGUGGAUUGAGCGCAACCAUCUGGAUCUGUCACUGGCUUGAAGACGCAUGCAUGCUCUGGAGGCAACUGACACAAACAGAGCGUGCUGGCAGAUUCGGUCGUUGGCCUUAUUUAGCUCCUUAUUUUCUUCCCCUGCUAUUCCGUCCAAUACGAGAGUCGACGCAUGUGAGAGUACGCUUUUGAGGCCCGGCGUCCAGUAUCUUUGAACAAUGUGGUUGCUACCGCCACCGUGAACUUUUCGCCGCUUUGGUUUUUGGAUCACGGCGGGCCUCUUUAUUGUAGCCUUUUCUGACUCCCGUACGCCACGCCCAAGAGCCCUCCGUGCUAUGCUAUGCUAUAAUGACACACUCUCCCC